Trachymyrmex septentrionalis is the source of this 1726-nucleotide messenger RNA. Its product is annotated as blood vessel epicardial substance-like. Gene Ontology annotation, molecular function: cAMP binding. Gene Ontology annotation, cellular component: sarcolemma. The transcript has 6 exons. The coding region runs from base 225 to 1673 and encodes 482 amino acids. The record is from RefSeq and is a predicted model, not a curated record. NCBI's taxonomy places the organism in Eukaryota, Metazoa, Arthropoda, Insecta, Hymenoptera, Formicidae.
UCUAUGUGAUUCUUUUCUUGCGUAGUAAGCCUGCUUAAAAAAAUAAUCGGUCGUGAUGGUGUCACGCGGAAUGAUGAUCGUUCGCGUCGCGAAUUCCGACGAGGACAAAAAGAGUUCAGCGCCUUCAUAUUCACUGCUGUCGUCGCAUAUUCACAGUAGACUGAGGUGUAUCAUCUUACAUUCCAAAAGACAUAUCGCUUAUCCACCAUAAGGAGUCAAAGGUGAUGGCACGUAUCACGCGCCCUCGACAAAAAAUGGCGAACACGACUGAUUCACCUGCGACGGCCGGUAGCAGCCUCCUUUCGUCUUCAACAACGACACCAUUUCCCACCUCGACAACAUCGGCAGCAACUUAUUCGAGCGAGAACUACACCUUCAACUAUAGUGGUUUGUCGAAUCUGGGCGGUUACUCGCUGGACGAUUUCAACUACACGGAACUGUGGUUGGACGUCUGGAAUGGCACUGAGGUCAACAAUGUCACCGAGAGACUGAACGCGACGGUGUUGUUACCGAGUGGCUAUUGUGAUGAAUGGGAGGCUGCUCAGCAUAAGCUCUUCCAGGCAGCAAAUUUAUUUUUUGCGGCUGCGUUUCUGGUGCCACGCUCGUUCAAGGCUUCCGUCUUGGCUCUUCGCACGUUUCUCACGGCAGGUUUCAUGUUGGCGGCUCUCUGGGCCGGGUUCACCAUAUGCGCUCUAGAUGCCAUGUUAUGGUGCUUGGCCCUUGGUCUGUUAAACGGCAUUCAUUCGUUGAUACUCGCCUGCCGAUUCCUGCCCCCGGCUCUUAGCCCCGAACUAGCCGAACUUUAUUUGAAGCUCUUCAAGCCUUAUAAGGUUAGCAAGAAGCAUUUCCAGGAACUGGCAAAGGAGGCAAGAAUACUCAAGUUGGAUUCCGAUCAGACCUACGCAACGGAAGGGGUCACGCCGGCGGAUAGGAGGCUGUCUAUUCUUUUACGCGGAAAAAUGAAGGUAACUUGUGACGGAACUCACUUGCACUACAUCAGAGCCUACCAAUUCGUCGACUCGCCCGAAUGGGAGGCCACGCAUGAAAACGAUGCUGACGUCUUCCAGGUGACGAUACUAGCCGAGGAGCCCAGUACGUAUAUCUGUUGGACGAGAAUGAAGUUACUCAGGGUGCUCCGGCACAGACCAUUGCUCAAGGUCGUUCUCAACACUCUCAUCGGUAAGGACAUUACGUCCAAGUUGUAUGCCCUUAACGAGCAGCUCGCUGGUGUCGCGGCCGCCAGUGAGAACGCCACGUCGAAUCCUUACAGGGGGGUCACGAGAAGCCUCAGCGUCGAUGCCGUUAAUACAGAAACCGCCGGAAGGGUUCGAUCGACAACCUGGAAAGCGCAGAAGCAGUAUAGCAAUUUGCGUAGUGACAGGAGCUCUUUGGCCCGGUAUUCCCAUCAGUACUGGGCGCCGGUAGUGGCGAACCAUUUUCCGUCAACCUCGCCGUUCAUUCAAAGCCAAAACCUCGGCUACUCGUUACUGCCGCAGGGUGACCAGUUCUCGCCACCUCCGCGAGCACCCGUGCUGACCCACCACCCUCCCGUGGCGCGGCAGCGAAGCGGGGAUACUGGCGGCGAUUACACCCUGCUACCUCAGACACCGAAGCUCGAGAGGAAACGUUCGAGAAAAGGGACUCGAGAGGUGACCUUCGAGACACCGGUAUGACGCUCGCCCGACGGGGAAGGGCCUGCCAGCGUGCCUCUACUUUCACUGUCGCC